GCAUCACUUGUGCCAACAAUAUAAUCUUGAAUAUUAAUUAUUAAGAUGGAUUCAAAUGCUUUACUCCACGAGCUUUCUCUUCCCAAAUUGCCCUCAAAUAUGAUUCCACAGAAAUUCAUUUGGCCCAAAGAAAAAAACAACCAUAUGGACGACAUUGCUAACCAAGAAGAACUCAACGAACCCGUUGUUGAUCUCGAGGGUUUCUAUAAUGGUGAUACUGAGUCGACUCGGGUGACAGCCGAGCUGGUCAGAUCAGCUUGUUUGAGCCAUGGUUUGUUCCAAGUGAUCAAUCAUGGAGUCGAUAUGGAGCUCAUAAACACGGUUAACGAUGACGUUAGAGAUUUCUUUAAUCUCCCCAUUGACGAAAAAAUGAGGGUUCAAAGAGAGCCGGAUAGCUUUUGGGGGUAUUCGUUUGCCCAUGCAGAUCGUUUUUCGUUGAAUUUACCGUGGAAGGAAACUAUUUCUUGUUUCUUCCACGGAGAUGGCGACCCUCGUGAUUCCGAGGAAACUGCGUUUUUCAAAUCAGCUUUUCGUCAAGAAUUUGAAAACAAGGGAUUGAUAUUCGAAAAGUAUUGCGAGGCAAUGAAGAAGUUAUCUCUAACCAUAAUGGAAAUCCUCGGAAUAAGUUUGGGUGUAAAUCGAUCCUACUUCAAGGAGUUUUUCGAAGAUGGUAGUUCCAUUAUGAGAUGCAACUUCUACCCACCAUGCCAAGAACCCGAUCUAGCCCUCGGCACCGGACCCCACUGCGAUCCAACGGCUCUAACCAUCCUCCAUCAAGAUCAAGUUGGCGGUCUCCAAGUUUUCUCCAAGAACAAAUGGAAAUCCGUCAAACCUAGACCCAACGCAUUAGUCAUCAAUCUCGGUGACACUUUCGCUGCGUUGUCGAAUGGAGUGUACAAGAGUUGCGAGCACAGAGCAGUGGUGAAUGAGAAAAUGGCGAGGGUAUCUUUGGUAUUUUUCAUGUGCCCUAAAGAAGACAAAGUGAUUGUACCACCAAAAGAGCUAGUGAAGAAGAGGCAAAGGUUGUACCCUGAUUUCAAAUGGUCGGAAUAUCUUGGAUUCACACAGAAACAUUAUAGGGUUGAUAUUGCUACCCUACCAAAUUUCAUUACGUGGCUCGUUUCCCACCACACAACCUAGCCCUAGCUAGAUACCUACCUAACUAGGUCCUUUUUUAAUCUAUUUUUAAUUAUCGUAUUUUAAUUUCCUCGUGCAAUAAUUAUCAAUGGUAGUGUGUGUUUUGUAUCUAUUGGUGUGUACGGAUUCAUUUUGUGAUGCGUGUAUUGCUAUUUUGAAGUUUGUUUUAAAUAAAAGUUUCCGAAUAUAUAUA
Molecule: messenger RNA, 1330 nt
Organism: Erythranthe guttata (spotted monkey flower)
Lineage: Eukaryota; Viridiplantae; Streptophyta; Magnoliopsida; Lamiales; Phrymaceae
Product: gibberellin 20 oxidase 2
Source: RefSeq, a predicted model, not a curated record